Mytilus trossulus (common blue mussel) is the source of this 945-nucleotide messenger RNA. RefSeq names its product piggyBac transposable element-derived protein 4-like. The record is from RefSeq and is a predicted model, not a curated record. Bases 1 to 945 code for a protein of 314 amino acids. Lineage: Eukaryota; Metazoa; Mollusca; Bivalvia; Mytilida; Mytilidae. The transcript is spliced from 2 exons.
AUGGAUGAUCAUUUUCCUGAGUUUCUUAUUAACCAAACAGAUAGUUAUGCCAACAAAAACAUUCAGCACAGGCCAAACGAUAACAAAAUGCCUUGGAGUAUCCCAACUUUACCGGAAAUAAAAUCAUGUCUUUGUCUAAACUACCAAAUGGGAAUAAAUCACAAACCAUCUACUAAGUUAUAUUGGUCAACCGAUCCAGUUAUGGUCACCCCAAUAUUUUCAUCAACAAUGACCAGAGACAGAUACACCCAGAUAUUGCGGUACCUCCAUUUCUCUAACGUUGCAAAUGAACCUAGACAAGGAGAACCAAAUUAUGAUCCUUUAUAUAAAAUUAAACCUGUAGUUAACCAUUUAAAUAAUAAAUUUGGUUUGGAAUAUAUACCAAAAAGAAAUGUCACCAUUGACGAGUGUAUGGUACCUUUCAAAGGGAGAACAUUAUUGAAACAAUACUUACCAAGUAAACCAAAUGAAUGGGGCGUAAAGGUUUGGAUGCUGGCAGAAUCUGCCAGCAGCUACAUACAAUAUAUAGAUGUGUAUCCAGGUAGAACAGAUGGAAAUCUGGGUUCUUCGGUGGUAAAGAAUUGUUUAGAAGGUGCAAAUAUUGCAGAGUUGUGGGAGAAUUAUGACACAGCUGCAUGUGGAACAGUUCGUAACACUAGGACAGGUCUGCCAAAAGAUAUCAUGUGUAAAAAGCCAGUUACUGUUGUAACUCGUGGAGACCAUCAAUUCAGGCAAAAAGGUGCUUUGUUUAUAGCGGUGUCUUGGAAGGACAAAAAAACUGCAAUACACAAUGAAAGCAUUGGUCAAGUUACUCGUUCAGUAAAAGUUGACGGCCAAUUUGCAAGACAGGAGUUUAAUUGCCCAUCUGCUAUUGUUGACUACACUUCUAAUAUGGGUGGUGUUGACAAAGCAGAUCAAUAUAUUGUUAUCACCAGAAAACCUUAA